Molecule: messenger RNA, 1916 nt
Organism: Boleophthalmus pectinirostris (great blue-spotted mudskipper)
Lineage: Eukaryota; Metazoa; Chordata; Actinopteri; Gobiiformes; Gobiidae
Product: cystathionine gamma-lyase
Exons: 12
Coding region: 95-1318 (407 amino acids)
Biological process (GO): transsulfuration
Cellular component (GO): cytoplasm
Molecular function (GO): pyridoxal phosphate binding; cystathionine gamma-lyase activity
Source: RefSeq, a predicted model, not a curated record
CCGUGACACAUGGCUCCGGUAAAUGGCUCUUCCCUUUAGCGUAAAGCUGUACACUCUUUAGCCCAUUUCUCUUUUGACUCAGGACUCACAAGUUAUGGAGACCAAGAAGGAGGAUCAGAGCGACCUGUUCGCCGGCUUUCACACGGUCUUUAAAUCGUUUGCCACAGAUGCCAUUCACAUCGGUCAGGAGCCAGAGCAAUGGAAAUCAAUGGCCGUGGUGCCGCCAAUAUCUCUUUCUACCACGUUCAAGCAGAACGGGCCAGGAAACCACGCUGGCUUUGAGUACAGCAGAAGUGGAAACCCAACCAGAAAUGUCCUGGAGAAGGCUGUAGCAGCUUUAGAUGGAGCCAAGUAUUGUCUGGCUCUUGCGUCUGGACUUGCUGCCACAGUUACCAUUACCCACAUGCUCAAAGCUGGUGAUGGGAUAGUUUGCAUGGAUGAUGUUUAUGGAGGAACAAAUCGCUACUUCCAAAGAGUUGCUGCUCAGUUUGGUCUUGAAAUCAGUUUUGCAGAUUGCACUAAACCAGAGCUGCUCAAGGCUGCUAUUAAGAACAACACAAAAAUGGUAUGGAUUGAAACCCCAACCAACCCAACAAUGAAAGUUGUGGACAUCCGAGCCUGCUCAGAUUUAGUCCAUGAACACAACAAAGACAUCAUUGUAGUAGUGGAUAAUACAUUCAUGUCAGCAUAUUUUCAGCGACCUUUGGCACUAGGAGCUGAUAUAUGCAUGUAUUCUGCCACAAAAUACAUGAAUGGCCACAGUGAUGUAGUAAUGGGUCUUAUCUCUGUCAACGAUGAGGCCUUGUAUGACCGGCUCAAAUUUCUUCAGAACGCUCUUGGUGGAGUUCCAUCUCCCUUUGACUGCUUCUUGUGCAACCGGGGCCUGAAGACACUGCACCUUCGUAUGGAGAGACACUUCAAAAAUGCAAUGGCAGCUGCCAAGUUCUUAGAGGCUGAUCCCAGGGUGGAGCAUGUUAUCUUUCCAGGUCUCCCUUCCCAUCCACAAUAUGAUGUAGUGAAGAAGCAAUGCACUGGAUGCCCUGGAAUGAUCACCUUCUAUAUUAAGGGCAAACUAGAGCAUGCGAGUGCCUUCCUCAGCAACCUCAAAAUGUUUGCAGUUGCUGAGAGUCUUGGUGGAUAUGAAAGUUUAGCCGAGCAUCCAGCUAUUAUGACCCAUGCCUCAGUGCCUGAGAAGGAAAGGGCUGUUCUUGGGAUCAGUGACACUCUGAUCAGGCUGUCUGUGGGGCUGGAGGAUGAAGAGGACAUCAUUGAAGAUCUUGCUCAGGCACUGGCUGCAGCUCACCGAGAGAAGAACUGAAGUGUCUGUAGGGGAUCCCUGUCAAGACUCGAGUGUGGGAAACAACUCCAGACUGGAAAGAUGAAGUAAAGAGAUGCAUCUGCUGUCGAGACUUCUGAUUGUGAGCUGCAUAGAAUCAACAAUCAGGGAACAAGUAUAUCUUUAUUGUUAGUACUUGCAUUUUUACAUAGAGGCUUUUUAAAUACUGUAACCUUAGUAAACAACAGUUGUAUUAUUAUUUAUCUCAUGAUUGCUUUAUUUUUACAUGUAUCUGUUAUGUUAUGCUUCAGUUUUAGGGGAUUCAUUUACACAAAUCAAAGAUCAUUUCAACUUGUACAUGGCACAGAAUGAAAGUGCUGUCCUUCUGUGAAUGUUCUUUGCAGUUACAAUCAAUAGAUUUGCAUUCCAAAUGGGGAGUGUUCAUGAAUUUAUACGAGAAAUGGUUCCAGAAAAAGUACAACAAUGACAUUGCGAAAUGUACAGUUGAAUAAUAAAAGUUUCUUUAAUAAAAAUGUUAAGAACAAUAAUAACUGCUCAAGCAUUUCAGAUCUUCCAAAGAGCAAUCUCCAGUAUGAACGUCAUCUGUGUCAAUAUGCUGAAUAAAACAUUUCAACUUGUU